GCAGGUAAACAAACACGCCCGGCCGCCCCCGCCCCUGCCCGUGCUGGAAGGCUGGCCGCGUGGCUUCAAGUACACUUUUAUGCAAUCCAGUCCGAGUACGAUUACACUGCGCCAUCACGAAUACAAGUACAAGUCCUCAGAUUGCAGCUGAACUUAAGUCCAAAUAAUCUCGCCGGACAACACCCAGGGCGAGUAGGAUGUCCCGGGCCGGCACAACUCUUCAGCAACAACAGUAAAUCUUAACCACAACAACUGUCACUGCUAAGUCAUGAGGGUGACCGGCCUUGUUCCUGCACGCUUCCUCACCCUGACCUCACACCUCGUCCUCCUCGUCACCCUCCUCAUGGCCAGGGAGGAGAACGUUCUUGCCUGCCUGCCCCUGGAGUACACACAGGUCGAGUACAACAGGAGGGAUGCAGAGUUCCUGGGAGGGCUGGUGGGAGGCAUAGCACUGGCAGCCCUGGAGCUCAUAGGCUUCAUCACGGGAGGCUCGAUGUUCGCCAGUCUACCCUCUAUAAUAUCUAUUGCCUGCCACAGCGGCGCCUCCGUCAGCCUGGCGUACCUGGUGCUGGAUGCCUGGGACUGCCGCCUCUACUGGUGGGUGUUCGCUCUCACUUCCGUCCUGCCGGCGCUCUUGGAGGUGGGCGUCAUCGUCAACGUGUUCAUGCUGAAGAAGAACGUCUGAGGGUAGGGAGGGAGGGACUGAAGGAAGUUAUUCUAAGGUAUGUUCGUCAAUUCACCCGUCAAUUUACGUUGAUAAAUUCUACGCUGGAAAUUUUUAAUCAGAGUGAAAUAUAACGUAAGUUUGUGCAUUUAGAGGGUACUUUGGUGAGUCCAGAAAGAAGAUAGAGGUAGGUAAACAUGUACAGAGAGAUUGUAUACUUGAAUUAGUGAAGGAAUUUGCAUGGAGAAGGUUAGAAUGGGUGUAGUGAGUUGAGUAAUUGUAAGGGUGUGGAGAACAGGGAUCUAGAUGGAAUGUUGGUAUGUGCAUGAAGACGGUACUUUUGUGUUUACUGAGAGGGAAAAAAGUACCUGAGCAUGUAGAGUGAUUUUAUUCAUGAGGCGCAAAGAAAAGUCAGUGUGAAUAAUUGAGAAUCAGUUAAAUAUGUGAAUAAUGACUAGAGCUGUUUGCCCAUUCAUUAAAUCAUAUGCUUUCUCAUAGCUGGCAGGAGUAAAGUCAAAUAGUUAAAUGAUAGAAAAAGUCAAGGUGGAAGGUUUUAAUUAGGCAAGUCUCCCAUUCUUCUUAUUAGUGUUUUUCCCACAUAAUUGAUCUCAUAGGAAACAUCUACAUUUUGAUAUUAAUUGUAUAUGACAUCGAGUUGAGUUUCUAGUCACAUGUACAUAGAAAACUCAUUGCUAGAAAUCUGUAACUCAAGUAAAAUAUAAUGUGGGUUUGUGCAUGGAGAGGGUGUUUCUGUGAGUGCAGAGAAGCAAAAGUAGCUAAAUAUAUUAAAAGAGGUUGUACAGAUGAUAUAGUGAAGGAAAUUUACAUGGAAAACGUUAGAGUGAAUGUGUUAAGUUAUUGGAAUAUGUUGAAGGGUGUGGAGAGAAGGAAGCUGAUCUCAUUGAAACUUGUACCUUCUGAUAUUAGUCCAUUAGUCUUAGAUGAGAUUUGAGUCCAGAGUUUCUAGUCCUUAGAUAUUAAUAUUAAACCAGUAAGUGUCCUUGAGGCUUAAGUAAAGUUUAGGUCACACUUCAACAUUUUCAUCGUUUCCUGGACUUUUUAUUUUUAUAUCAGCCGAGAAUGUUAUGAUCUUGGCAGCCUCUGGAGUCCUUAGGCAUAAGAUUUUAAUGUUAAUCCAGUAAGAAGUGCCUUUGAUUUAAGUUGAAUUUAGAUGACAAGUCUCGAGUUCUGAUUAUUUUCAUAGACACAAUUUUUAUAUUACUGUACCCAAGAGUUUUAAGAUCUUUGUAGCUUCUGGAGUUGUAGGUUAUAAUGUUGCUCUAGUUGAAGUGGACUUGAUUUAUAUGGACUUUGGAUGACAAGUUUAAACAUUUGAUUAUUUUUAUAGAACUUAUUUUUAUAUUACCCUAAAUUGCUAACAUGGUAGUAUCUGGAGUCUUUAGUCUUUAGAUUUUAAUAUUACUCGAGACGUGGCCUUUGAUUUAAGUGGACUUUUGGUAACAAGUCUAGCAUGCGAUUAUUUUGAUAGACCCAAGAAUGUUAUCAUGGUAGUUUCUGGUAGAAGUGGCAUUGAUCAAAGUGGACUUUGGGUGACAAGUCUAACAUUUUAUUAUUUUUAUAGAAAGUAUUUAUUUAUGACCCAAGAAUGUAAUCAUGAGAACUUCUGAAGCCUCUAGUCCUUAGAUUUUAAUAUUAUUAAAGAAGGGAUGUUGAUUUAGGUGGAAUUUGGGUAACAAGUCUGACAUUUGAUUGUUUUUAUAGACAUUAUUUUUGUAUUACCCAAGAAUGUUAUCAUGGUAGCUUCUGGCAUCCUUAGAUUUUAGUGUUACUCAAGAAGCUAGUGGCCUUGAUGUAAGUAAAGUUAACCCGGUAGCAGCGACGGGCCAAAUUUGUGGCUUUAUGGUGUAGCAGCGACGGGCCAAAUUUUCGCCAUGAUAUAAACCCCCAAAAAUAGAUGAUGCAUAAACUGAUCACAAAUGCGUUGAUAUAUAUUAUGAAAUGGUUUGCUGAGGGACAAUUUUUUCUCAUUUUUCUCACUUAAGAGGGAAGGGCCUUUAAGAAACAAGAUCCCUGCAGCUACUGGGUUAACCAACAAUUCUAACAUUUCAGCAUUCCAAGGCAUUAUUAUUUUGUUUUAGUAUCAGAAACCUUUAGUGAUAUAAUUUAAAUGCACAAUCAACCAUUCCACUAAUGCCAUUAUUAUAAAAAAAAUUUACAACAAAGGAGACAGCUCAAGGGCACAAAAAAAGGAAACAAUAAAAAAGCCCGCUGCUCCUACAAAAAAAAUAAAAAGAGGUGGCCGGAAGAGAGGUCAAUUUCUGGAGGAUGUCAACUUGGUGCCUUAAUGAUAGAUAAAUAAGGAUUGGAAAAGCAUGUAAUGACUUGUUUAGAGAGAGAGAGAGAGAGAGAGAGAGAGAGAGCGCGCUCCACCACCACUUCCCUUUCCAAUACUUCUCCUUUCCCCAUUCUCUGCUGUAGACCACUCACCUUCCCUUCCUAUCUCUGCAUUACUUCACUGCUUCCAAUAAUAUUUUUCAUGUUAUUAUUUACAGUCAGGUUCUUAUGUGAGUCUUCAUUUCCUGACUUCCUUUUGAACAAGCACAUCACCAAUUACCUUCCCAAUUCCACUUCUCCUUUCCCCAUCCUCUGCUGCUUCGCUGAUCACCACUUUCUUGCCACCAAUAACGCUUAUUAUCCAGUUUGCCUUUAAAUUCAUGAAUCGUUUUUGCACACACAGUCUCCUCGUCAAGUCCGUUCCAUGUUGUUAUGCUUCUGUAUGUAUGUGUGUGUGUGUGUGUGUGUGUGUGUGUGUGUGUGUGUUCAGGUA
Eriocheir sinensis (Chinese mitten crab) is the source of this 3452-nucleotide messenger RNA. RefSeq names its product transmembrane protein 107-like. The transcript has 5 exons. NCBI's taxonomy places the organism in Eukaryota, Metazoa, Arthropoda, Malacostraca, Decapoda, Varunidae. Gene Ontology annotation, cellular component: MKS complex. The record is from RefSeq and is a predicted model, not a curated record. Bases 269 to 685 code for a protein of 138 amino acids. Gene Ontology annotation, biological process: non-motile cilium assembly; protein localization to ciliary transition zone.